UUUACCUGAAGACAAAGAUAUAAAAAUGUUUAACGGAAUGGAUAACGUGUAUACCGUGAGCGUGUCGGCGCCCGGCAAAGUAAUCCUCCAUGGGGAGCAUUCAGUGGUAUAUGGGAAGACCGCCAUCGCCGUCAGCCUGGGAUUGAGGAGCUCUAUCGUUAUAAAGGAAAAGAACACAGUCAGCGAACCUGUAGUGCAAAUUCACCUGCCAUGCGUAGAUCUACAGGAAACUAUGCCCCUAGAGCCAAUAGUGCAGAAUUUAUUCAACCCGCAACUCGCCCCAGGGAUCACUGGAAAGUUCCACUGGCGUAUCCCGGAUAAAUUGGACCAUGAAACACACUUGAGACGGGUCGACGAGUUCCUUCGCGUUUUCAAGCCCAAUUUCGAUAGUAUGCAGAGUAAUCAGAAGAAUUCAUUGAGGAGUUUCUUAUAUGUUUUCUCGGGCAUAUUCGGCAGCACUAACCUCCCAGUACGAUCAAUGGACAUCUCCAUGGGUUCCGAGCUGAGCAUCGGCGCGGGCACGGGCAGCUCGGCCUCCUUCGCCGUCUGCCUCGCAGGGGCCCUAAUCCAACUCCUCAAGCUUAAAAGUUCAACGAAUUCCUCAUCGCAUUUCGACGUCUUCUACGAACAGUCUAGUGAGGACUUUGACAUGAAAGAGAAGGAAAUCAUUUCCGAGUGGGCUUUUAAUUGCGAGAGGAUCAUGCAUGGAGUGCCAUCAGGCAUAGACAACGCGACCUGCACAUAUGGCUCCGUAGUCUCAUUCAAGAAGGGCGGCAAGCCGAGACAUCUGGACAUGCGGCUGGACCUGCGCGUGUUGCUGGUCGACUCGCGCGUGUCGCGGGAAACACGCUCGCUGGUCGUGAAGGUCGCCGCGGUGAGGCAGAGGAACGGGCCCGCCGUCGACCAUAUAAUGGAGGCCUGUGACCACAUCGCUCGUACCGCUAUACAGGUUUUAGAAAAACUCUCCAGUGAAAAGUGUGAGUCUAACGUCGAAGCAGAUUAUCAACAUUUGGCGGAACUCUGGGACAUGAACCAUUGCCUGCUGGCUUCGCUGGGCACAUCGCACCCAGCUCUGGAAGCCAUUCGUGCAUCGGCGCGCGCGCGCAACCUGGCCUGCAAGCUUACAGGCGCCGGCGGCGGAGGGUAUGCCAUGGUGCUCAUUCCUCCAUACACACCGCGAACGGUAGUGGACUCUCUCACAGGCGAAUUGUUGGAGAAUGGAUUCCGUGUGAAAGAAACUCGCCUGGGUGGGCCCGGAGUCACCCUCGAGAUGUGACAUAAACCGCCAGCCAAGAGGUUUAGACUUAGUACAAGGACUUACAUGGUGUUUGGUACACUUAGAAAUACUACUUAAUGCAUGGGAGCUACUUGGGGUGUUUACGUUUUCGAGCUCUCGAACAAAUUUGCAUAAGUAUCCAAUUUUGGUGGCCGAAUUAUGAUUUCGGUGGCCGAAUUAUGAUUUCGGUGUCUACCUUUUAGUCUUCAUCGAACUCUAAGUUCGGUGGACGUCUUUUGAUAAAACUUUAAAAUGAGUUGCUUCUGUGUGGAAAACGUAAUCACGGUCAAAUAUUUUUGGUUGUAAUUUAUUUUUGGUUGCAAUUAAUAGAGGAACCAAAUAUAGUUCAUUUAACUUUACGUGAAUAUUUAGAUGUAUUCGUACAUUUGCAAGGAGAAGCUGUAAAUGCUUUCCAGGCAAUAGGCGGUGUUGGACAUUAUCAACAUUUGUAAUGCAAUCUCUAAACGGAGUAAUUAGAGCUCAAAUGAACAAAUGAGUGUUUAAAAAUAAGAUUUUACAAAGAAUUCUAAUAAUCUCUUACGGUUAACGUAGACCAAAAUAGUUGCUAAACGUCUGAAAGCAAAGUUAGAGGCUGACCAUUUAUGUUUAGAUCUUGGUCAAUAAAAAUAUUCUGCACGAAAAGUCAGUUCGUAUCAUAACUUGUCAACCUCUAAUCGGAUACUGUAAGUAUCACACAUGAUUUAUAUUGAGCUGUAAACGUUAGGUUAAAGAAAUGGUACUCUUAUGCGCAUCGCUAACCAAAAACUGCAAAUGUCAUGCUUCGUACUUUAAUCAAAGGCCUGUACAGAAAUAUGAGUGCAGUAAUAAGACAUGACAUCGCGUGCGCCACACAAAUACGUGACAUUGUCAAUGAUAACCACAACUCUGACAGAUAUGAAGAGAUGUGAAACAUUAGUUUGUUAAAUGCGUCAUUUGUAAUUUCCUCCUGGCAGUAUUAAGGUGGUUUCCCACGGCCUGUGAUGGCUUAAGCCGCCCCGCGACGCGCCCAUUUGUACGGAUUUUUUCACGCAACAGACAAAUACACGCCGGGCCUACGCCCGUGGUGGCGCGGACUCAGGUGUGCGUCACGAGUCCUAGUAUGGUUUGACUCGAAACGGCGUAGUCCGAAUUACAGUCAGUCAGUAAAUUACAAGCCGUGGGAAACCACCUUUACGAUGCGUUGCACAAAUUUUGUACCACAACGGUCCUUGUGUGCCACAAACGUGUUUUGUAAUACAAAUAUUGUGUAUCACACGGUGCGCCUUAAAAGUACAUUUUAAAAUGCACCUAAUUAUCACCAUAAGUGUUGUGUGCUUUGCCUUAUUGGUGGCUCCAAAUAAGGCCUAAUUCGUAUAGGUAUAAGGUCCUCUUUGAUGCUAACGCCCAUGUUUAGAACAUAGACAAACAUUCCAAGUGAUGUGACAAUAUUUUAUUAAGAUUUUGAGAAUAAACAUAAAAAGGCUAAGCGCGCACCGCGUUGUGCGGGACAUAUGAUGGGGAGAAAUGCGAUUAUUGCUGCGUUAACGAUUUUGUGUUGGGAUUUUUAUUCGCAAUACCCGUUUGUUUACGUUAUAGAAUAAUACAGUAAAAAUUCUCCGCGGAUUCUAUUCGCUAUGUACGCUUAGCUUUAAAGUGGGAACAAAAUGUAAAGCUCUUUUUGAUUGUUACAAUAUGUAUUUAUUCCUGAAACUUUGGUAAAAACUGUGGUAGAAGUGGCAUAUUAGUAGCGACAAAACAAUGUAUUUGUCACAAAGUAAAUAUAAUUUGAACUUUUUACAAUAACGUGUAAACAAUGAAGAGCUAAUCUUGCCACAGUAUUAUUGCACAAAUGCCGUUAGCAAAACUUCUUAUAGAAUAUAAAGAAAAGUAGUCGAGAAAGCAUUUGCAUUUUGAUCUUAUCCAAAGGAUGUUUGUCAGAUUUUAACCUAAAAACAUACAGUUUAAAUAAGCAUUUCUAAGCGUUGUCAUACGUAAUAAAAACUAAACAUAUCAAGAAGAUAACACGUGUUAUCGUUAUGCGACAACGGUGAUUCUAUCUCGCUUAAAAAAGACGUCAGACGACAAUGCUGCAUGAAUGCACGUUUUGCGUUUGUCACGUUUUAACGACAAAUGUAAAGGAUUUAAAUCACAAGUUUAAGUAUGAAUGAAAGGGAACCCUCUGUGAGGGUUUGUUUGAGAAAAUAAUUAUUUUUCACUGAACUUAAAAACAACAGCAAUUGCUUGCUUGAAAGACGUAUGUCACUGAAAUUUUAUGAAAUCAUUAUCGCAUAUAUUUAAUAAUACAGUAAGUCAUCAAGUCUGCACAUAAAUUUUAUCAGAAUUCACAUAAUGUGAUAUCAU
This is a messenger RNA of Hyposmocoma kahamanoa, 3616 nucleotides long. RefSeq names its product mevalonate kinase (gene Mk). Gene Ontology annotation, molecular function: mevalonate kinase activity; ATP binding. The transcript has 7 exons. Gene Ontology annotation, biological process: cholesterol biosynthetic process; isoprenoid biosynthetic process. The record is from RefSeq and is a predicted model, not a curated record. The coding region runs from base 26 to 1276 and encodes 416 amino acids. Gene Ontology annotation, cellular component: cytoplasm. Lineage: Eukaryota; Metazoa; Arthropoda; Insecta; Lepidoptera; Cosmopterigidae.